Messenger RNA from Pecten maximus, 1998 nucleotides. RefSeq names its product zinc finger protein 862-like. The record is from RefSeq and is a predicted model, not a curated record. The transcript has a single exon. NCBI's taxonomy places the organism in Eukaryota, Metazoa, Mollusca, Bivalvia, Pectinida, Pectinidae. The coding region runs from base 1 to 1998 and encodes 665 amino acids.
AUGAAACACCAUCAUAGAUAUCAUUUUUUGUUUAAUGCAGAUGAACAUCCUGAAAAAGGUCAGACACCCCCAAGUGUACAGCCUGCACCUGUCUCGCCAUCAUUACUGGAUACACCUGCAGGAUGCAAUUCAGUAAACCCAUCACCUAUCCUUGUCGAAGAAUCAUCUACUUCUACAUUCAUGACAGAAACAGAAACAUUGAAUCUUAUUCACAAGAUGUUUCCAGAUAAACAUAUCCAUAAUUACCAUUCCUGUAGAAAAAAUGGCUGCGGUUCACUCUCUGUUAAGGAAUUGGGUAGGAUUGAUAUGGAGAAGUCGGGUCAGAAGAAAAAAGACAGGUUUCAACAUGACUGGUUGUUAAGGAAAAAUAUAUCUUUUUCUGAAGAAACCGGGAUGUGGUGGGCAUUGUAUGUUGAGGGUGAGGGCAUUCACUGUCUUUUGUGUAGGAAACACCACAGCAAGGCAAACCAGAACAAAAGUGAGACAUUUUCUGCCAAGCCAUCUACUCGGUUCAAGCUCAGCACUUUGAAUGAUCAUGCUGCCUCAUCCAAGCACAAAGUUACUGUUAAGAAUGAAAUGCUAAACAGAGUAUCAAUUUUUCAACAACAAAUUGAUGAAAAAGAACUUGUUAAAAAUGAUGUCUUGGAAAAGGCGUUUUACUCAAUAUACUGGCUAGCGAAGGAGGCUAUAGCAAACAGAAAACUCCCCAGUCUUCUGUCACUGAUACAGUUGCUUGGUGUGACAGAAAUGAAGUACUUUACUUACCGCUCAGCAACUUCCAUAAGGGAGAUGUUUAAUACCCCUGGAAAUGGAAUCCGUGAUGAGAUCACCACACAAAUUACAAAUCAACCAUAUGGACUUAUGGUUGAUGAUGUUGCUGACAUCAGUAACGAGGAGCAAAUGGUUGGGUUCAUUCAGUACAUUGACAGAAACACUAACAAUGUAGAAUGCAAAUUUUUGUUUUCUUCCAAUGUCUUAGAAAAGGCAGAUUCCGCAAAUGCAGAAGCUAUGUAUGAUGUCAUUAAGGGAAACCUUCAGUCGGCAGGUAUACCACUGGAUGACAUGAGAGGUUUGGCCACUGACGGAGCCAGUGCAAUGACUGGGAAAAACAAUGGACUGGCGGCAAUUAUAAAGAAGGAUGUACCAAUGAUGAUAUCUGUCCACUGCAUCUGCCAUAAAUUGGCAUUGGCAUGUACAGACACCAACAAGGACCUUAAGAAAAUCAAAGAUGCAGAAGUUGAGGUGACGCAGUUGUGGAAGGUUUUUGAUAAUUCCCCAAAGAAGUUGUCUGUUUACCUAAAGAUCCAGCAAGAGAUGAAGGCAGUGUACCUGGAAGCCAGAAUAAGUAAUAAGAUCUCCAGGAGGUUGAAGAAGGCAUGUGCUACCAGAUGGUUGUCCUUUGACAAGGCAAUUGAUGCAGUAUGCUUCGACUUGCCUGCCAUCUUGCAGACUCUGCGUCAACUGAAGGGUGAUCCUGCCUGUUACGGUCUAUUGAAGAAAUUUUCUAAGGCAAAGAAGAUUGGCACACUGUAUAUCCUUCAUGCUGUCUUGCCUAUUCUCAGUAAGCUGAGCAAAGCUUUCCAGCAGGGCACAAUCAACUUCAGCACCAUUGAACCUUGUAUCAGUCACACAAAGGAUCAGCUUCUGGAACUUGCAAAAGAGAAUGCUAUCAACGCACCCGUGAAAAAGCUGCUGGAGGACACCAAGGAUGGUAUCUUAUCAACCACUGAAAUCAGGUGUUCAGAGAAUGAUGUACAGUACUUGCAAAAAUUAUUACAUUGGGAAAACUAUAGGAAAGUCAGGAAUGACACCAUUACUCUUGUACGAGAAUCAAAGAAGAAAUUUAUUGGUAAUUUACAGAAAUCUUUAGCAAACAAAAACACAACUCCUAGCAACUGGUGGAAAAUAACUAAGGAUGUACUUAAUAUAAACAAUAAGUCUAGCCCUAUCCCUCCUCUUAAAUUUGAAGAUUCUUUUAUUCAGCAUCCCUUUGAUUAA